Messenger RNA from Aegilops tauschii subsp. strangulata, 1491 nucleotides. The record is from RefSeq and is a predicted model, not a curated record. Lineage: Eukaryota; Viridiplantae; Streptophyta; Magnoliopsida; Poales; Poaceae.
AUGCUCUUCGUCAUCGUCAUUGACGUCCUGAACCGCCUCUUUCUACACGCCACCAACUGCGGUCUGCUUCAAUGGCUCACCGAUCGCCACAUGUCCACGAGCCUCUCGCUCUACGCCGACGACGUCGUGCUGUUCUGCCGCCCCGAUGAGCGUGACCUCGCCGCGGUCCGCUGCAUCCUUCAGACCUUUGGCACCGCCUCGGGCCUCCACCCCAAUUUGGGCAAGUGCGUCGCGCUUCCCAUCCGAUGCAACCCCGAGCUCCGCGAAUCCCUCCCCGGCCUCUUCCCCUGCCCUCUUGGCGAGUUCCCCGUCAAGUACCUCGGUCUCCCGCUCUCGAUCCGCAAGGUGCCUGCCUCCGCUUUGCAGCCCUUCGUGGAGAGGUUGGAGAAGAAGCUUUCCCCCUGGUGGGCGACCAUGCUCUCCCGCGGCGAGCGUCUGGCCCUCGUCCUCCACGUCUUCUGCGCGAUGCCGACCCACAUCUUGAUCGCCAUGUCGAUGCACGGAUCCAUCCUUCGGCAAGUGAACCGCCUCAUCCGCGCUUUCCUCUGGCAAGGCCGCUGGUUAUGGCUGCGCAAGACAGACCCCACCCGCCCAUGGGCACACCUCCACAUCCCCAGCAGCCCGGCCGUGCAGGCCAUCUUCCAGGCCUCCACCUUCUGGACUGUUGGUGACGGCACGUCCUGCAUCUUCUGGGAAGAUCACUGGAUCGAUGGUGCCUCCAUUGCCGAGCUCGCACCUCUCGUCUUCGCCGCGGUGCCUCGUCGGCACCGCAAAACGCGCACGGUGGCCGCGACCCUCGACUCCCGCGCAUUGAUCCACGACAUUCUGAGCCCGCUGAGGCCCUCGGCCCUCGUGCAAUACAUCCACCUCUGGAUUCGGCUCUGCCAGAUCACCCUCACCGAUGCCCCAGACACCAUCACUUGGCCCUGGACUCUGACUGGCGUGUACUCUGCCAGAUCAUGCUACAAGGCCCUCUUCGCCGGGUCCACGAUCGAGCCCUCCUGGAAGCUCACCUGGAAAUCUUGGGCACCUCUUCGCGUCAAAGUCUUUCUCUGGCUAGCUUUUCAGGGACGAUGCUGGACCGCCGACCGCCUUGCUCGUCGCGGCCUCGCCCAUGCCCCGCUCUGCCUUCUCUGCGAUCAAGAACCUGAGACCAUGGAGCAUCUCCUCGCUGGCUGCCCCUUCUCCAGGCAGGCCUGGCAUGAGAUCCUAUCCUGGUACCGCAUCACGGACACCCCGCUUCUGGACUCCGCUUCGGACUUCCGCGACUGGUUCUCCUCGGCGGUGCAGAGCGCGCCGACCGUGCUGCGCCAUGGCCACGCCUCGCUGAUCAUCCUCACGGCUUGGCGCAUUUGCAAGGCACGGAACGCCUGCGUCUUCAAUGGUGCAGCGCCCUCGAUCCCCCUCCUCGUCAACGACAUCAAGGAGGACGCUCGCGGCUGGGCCGCCGCCGGAGCCAAAGGGCUUGGCAACCUGCUCCCCAUGCCGUAG